CCGCGGAGACGUGACACAGGUGGCAAUAUGGGAGAGAGUGCUGGACGCGGCUGUGGUGCACCAGAUGGCCAAGUGUGGGCCACAGGCAGAAGGGAGCAUCUUCAGUUCUGACACCGCCCAGUUCGAGGUGUUUGGUGCCAAGGAGUAUGAGGUGAAGACUUCCCAACUGUGCAGAGAUGAGCCAAACUUCGUCAUCCUACCGGAGGGCAGAAGAUUUGAAACAUCACGGUCAUUGUGUGGGCUCCUGAAUGGGUCCCUCGCCGUCCCCACUAGCAGUCAGCACAACCAGCUACUCACACACUACCUCCUCCCCUUUAGGGAUAUGUGUGUCCCAACUGCACCCUGGAAACUCUGGCUGGGGGUCAUUGCACAACAGGGUGUAUGGAAAAAUAUGGCCACAAAAAAAACAACAUCAUACACUAAUUUUUCCAAGUUCACAAAUUCUAGUGGUUUUGUUUUAAAAUGUGCCAACCUCAGAGACGAUGGCUUUUGGGAGGGGCAGUUUUGUGAAAGCACAUUUAAGAGGUGUGCCGCUUGCAGCUUCAACCACAAGAGUGUUCUCCGUCUUCGAGGAUUGUGUUUUGAUACUGAGCUGGAGACGCAGUUUCGAGUUGAAGGUUCUGAGAAAAGUCGACCUUUUUUCCGCGGAUAUUAUGGCCUCCUGAUUACGUGGGAUUUAGAGAGCAGGAGAUGGCAAGUUGCAGACCCUGUUAAGAACGUGACGCUUAUGUGGGCUACUGGGAUCGGCAGCGAUGAUUAUCCACUGGGUCGGAGGAAGUGGGAACUCCUUACAGAUAUUUGUGGAAUAACAGCAGGCCAAGUUAUACCAGUAAGCUUGUCAGAGUGUAGCGAUGGAUACUUCAUGUGCUCCUCUGGGGAGUGUAUUGCUUACCACAGUCGCUGUAACUUCCGUUAUGACUGUCAAGAUCAAAGUGACGAAGUAGAUUGUUACAUGGUUCAAGUUAUAGGCGAGUUUCAAAGACAAAUGCCGCCUACUGGUCUCCAAGGUACUGUUCUUCUGCUUACUCCAGAACUAACUCUUUCUCGCAUCACUAGCGUCGACGAUCUCAAUAUGGCUGUCACCUUAGAGUUUCAGCUCACUAUCACUUGGGAAGAUGACAGGCUAAAGUUUAAGCACCUGAGGAAGCUGAAGAAUGGCACCAUUCUAACUGACAAUGAUGCCAAGAAAGUAUGGAGACCUGUAUCCCAGCUGAUGAACCUAGACAGUGGUCAGAUGAAUCUUCUGGGACAGAGUAUCUUGGUCAGGACAGCCACUGAUGUCAUUCUGCCAGGCUUCAAUGAUGUUGAUAUGGACAUGGUGUACCCAGGGUCAGCAAAUAAACUGUCGAUACUGCAACGUUACUCAGCAAGAGUCACCUGUGACUUCCAGCUGUACACUUAUCCUUUCGACAUCCAUCUGUGCAAUAUAGGUCUUCAACUUCCUCCAGAGUACGAUGGCUAUGUUCGGUUCGCAGGGAAUGGGGCAAAAAUCUUCUACACAGGACCACAGAUUCUUGCCAUGUACAGUGUAAAAAAUCACAUCAUUGCCUCUGCAGACGGCAAUCAAUUUAUCAUGAAUUUUGAGCUUCAUCGCCGGCAGGGUGUGAUCCUGCUCACCACUUUUGUGCCAUCAGGCCUGCUGCUGCUGGUGAGCUGGUCAACGCUCUUCGUCAAACUGGAAGCGCUCAAUGUGCGGGCAGUCAUGUCCCUCACAACACUGCUUGUCCUCUAUACACUUUUUGCCAACAUAUCCAGAUCUCUCCCUAACACAGCCUCCAUCAAGCUCAUAGAUGUCUGGUUCUUUUUCAUUAUAUUUGUCCUCUUUACCAAUAUUGUUGUUCAUAUUUUUGUUAGUAACGAAACUGUAGAGAAAAGAGAAACAAAGAUAUUUGUGCAAAAUCAAUCCCAGGAACAUGUAAAUAACUUACCCAAGAGUACUCAAACUAGGAAACUUAUGUCUCUUAGGUACUAUAGGGCCGUGAUUCUUCCUCUAGUGGUUGUCUUGUUCAACAUUAUUUUUUGGUUGACUGUGUUUUUAUGGUAUUAAAGAUGUCAUUUUCGGAAAUCUCACUACCAAAAAUAAAUCACAACUACAUAAUACUACAGUACUGUACUGUAUAUGAUCCAACUGAAAGUUAAUUCUCUCAUAAAUUAUUAUUGUUGAUGGACUAAUGUAAUUACUAAACUAGUUACUGUAUACUUAAAAACCUUACAUGAAGCACAGUAAUGUAUUAGAAUAUCAACAACUAUUCAGUGCAACAGGCCUACUUUCACAUAAUGAUUGUACGUUAGCUCUUAUUUCUGUGUACCGGUAAACAUGUAAAGGGUAAGGAGACAGUUUUUACAAAAAAUAAUUUUACUACUUCAAAACUCACAUAAUUUGACAAUUACUCUUCCUAUCUUUUUAUGCAUUUUAAAAUAACCCGCAGGGGAGCAUGUAACUUACUGAAGAGCCGCAGUCUAAGGUGUUACAUAAUAAACCAGCAGAUGAGCUGCGGUCAAUUAUUUUCCAGUUCACAAUAUUGGAGAAUACCAUACUAACAAAAUACUGUGAUCAUCGUAUAAUAUAAAGCUGAUUCAUACCAAAAAGAUAUAGUACCUUGAAAUGUGAGGGUAGUCAAAUUUCAAUGCAGAUGGCCAUGAGAAUGGAAAGAAUAAAUACAAAAAAUAAUAAACAGAUUAUAAAGGUGAGGUGGCUCUGUGAGGUGCCUCAAUAUAGGCUCUAUGUCUAUGA
Homarus americanus (American lobster) is the source of this 2734-nucleotide messenger RNA. RefSeq lists its product as uncharacterized. Lineage: Eukaryota; Metazoa; Arthropoda; Malacostraca; Decapoda; Nephropidae. The coding region runs from base 65 to 2047 and encodes 660 amino acids. Gene Ontology annotation, molecular function: chloride channel activity; neurotransmitter receptor activity; extracellular ligand-gated monoatomic ion channel activity. The record is from RefSeq and is a predicted model, not a curated record. The transcript has 3 exons. Gene Ontology annotation, biological process: chemical synaptic transmission; signal transduction; regulation of membrane potential. Gene Ontology annotation, cellular component: membrane; neuron projection; synapse.